ACCCUAAUCAUAAUCACUUCAACACUUGACUUAAAACCCAAAAUCUCACUUCAAAAAUUAACACACAAAACAAUAAUAAAAAACCCAGAAAUAAAGUUGCAACCUUUAUCGAAUGUGUAAGAUUCUUGAAAAUUUGUGAUCUAAAGAAUAAUAUAAUAAAGAGAAAGAAUAGAAGUAAUGGAGACCCGGAUAAGAUCUGGGUUUUGGGCUGUGAUUUUGAUUGCAGUUUGUUGUAUAAUAUUAAGUGGGUAUGUCACUUCAGUUUCUGCAGAGACUCAAAGACCCAAAAAUGUACAAGUUGCUUUGAGGGCUAAGUGGCCUGGUACAUCACUCCUUCUUGAAGCUGGGGAAUUACUCUCUAAAGAAUGGAAAGACCUUUACUGGGAGUUCAUAGAGGCAUGGCUAAGUAAUGAAAGUGAAACUACAGAUCCAUACACUGCCAGAGAUUGCUUGCUGAAAAUUACUAGUUAUGGCAAAUCACUUGUGACCGGACCAUUGACAUCAAUGUUUGAAUUGUCUCUUAUUCUUCGAUCUUCAUCUCCAAGAUUAGUACUUUAUCAGCAAUUAGCAGAAGAAUCUCUUUCUUCACAUCCAUUAUCUGAUGACGUUAACAGCAGUUAUAUUGAUGGAGGUGUUUCUGAAGUAAAUGAAGUGAAAGAAGGCAAAAAGGCCGAUUCUUUGCUUGUAGGUGUCAAUCCGAGAAGCCCUGGAGGGAAGUGUUGUUGGGUAGACACUGGUGGGGCCCUGUUUUUUUAUGUCCCGGAGCUUUCAUCAUGGCUUCAUAAUCCCCAUAAGGAUGGAGAUAUAUUUCAGCAACCCGAACUUUUUGAUUUUGACCAUCUUUACUUCGAUUCAUCUAUUGGAAGUCCUGUUGCUAUCUUAUAUGGAGCUCUUGGAACAGACUGCUUUAGGGAAUUUCAUAGGAGCUUGGUGAAAGCAGCCAAAGAGGGAAAAGUUAAGUAUGUAGUCAGGCCUGUGUUGCCUUCAGGGUGUGAAUCAAAAACUGGUCAUUGUGGAGCAACCGGGACAAAAGACCCCUUGAAUUUGGGUGGUUACGGUAUAGAACUUGCAUUAAAGAACAUGGAAUAUAAGGCCAUGGAUGACAGUGAAAUAAAAAAAGGUGUGACUCUAGAAGACCCUCAUACUGAAGAUUUAAGCCAAGAAGUUAGAGGGUUCAUCUUUUCUAAAAUUUUGGAAAGGAAACCGGAACUAACAUCUGAAAUAAUGGCUUUUAGGGAUUCUCUCUUGUCAUCAACAGUAUCUGAUACACUUAAUGUGUGGGAACUGAAGGAUUUAGGACAUCAAACUGUACAAAAGAUUGUACAUGCAUCAGAUCCUCUCCACUCAAUGCAAGAAAUUAAUCAAAAUUUCCCUAGUGUUGUCUCUUACUUGUCUCAUAUGAAGCUCAAUGAUUCAAUCAAAGGUGAAAUACUUGCAAAUCAGCGAAUGAUCCCACCUGGCAAAUCCUUAAUGGCUCUGAAUGGGGCUUUAAUUGACAUCGACGAUUUAGACCUUUUUCUCUUACUCGACAUGGUCCAUCAGGAGUUAUCUUUAGCUGAUCAAUAUACAAAACUGAAGAUUCCUUCAGGCACAGUUAGGAAGCUUCUUUCAACUCUGCCUCCUCCUGAAUCCAAUGCAUUUCGUGUUGAUUUCCGUUCAGACCAUGUUCAGUACAUCAAUAACUUAGAGGUGGAUAGCCGGUACAAGCAGUGGCGGAGUAACCUAAAUGAGCUUUUAAUGCCCGUAUUUCCUGGACAACAACGCUAUAUUCGCAAGAACCUGUUCCAUGCAGUCUAUGUGUUGGAUCCUGCCUCCAUAUGUGGACUUGAGACAAUUGAUACGAUUGUCACUUUGUUUGAGAAUAGUCUUCCAGUAAGGUUUGGAGUGAUACUAUAUUCUAAAAAGUCGAUUGAGACACUUGAAGCAAAUGGUGGAGAAUUCCCACCUUCUUCUCUUGAAAGUGAUGGUCAUGAGGAUCUCUCUAGCUUGACCAUACGCCUUUUCCAUCAUAUCAAAGAAAGUCAUGGGAUGCUGAAGGCUUUUGAAUUUCUCAGCAAUGUAAACAAAUUGCGCUUGGAGUCAGGGGAGGAAGAUGAACCUGUGUUGCACCAUGUAGAGGGGGCAUAUGUAGAAACACUAUUGCCAACAUCUAAAUCCCCACCUCAAGACACGUUAUUAAAGCUUGAAACGGAGCAAUCAUUCCGUGAAUCAUCUCAGGAGAGUUCCUUGUUCGUGUUCAAGCUUGGCAUGGGAAAGUUGGAAUGUUCCCUCUUGAUGAACGGGCUUGUCCACAGUUAUAACGAGGAGGCUCUAAUGAGUGCAAUGAAUGAUGAGCUCCCGAGAGUCCAAGAACAAGUUUAUUAUGGGCAGAUCAAUUCCCGAACUGACAUUUUGGACAAAUUUCUAUCCGAAAGUGGUAUCCAGCGCUUUAACCCACAGAUUGUUGGAGAUAAGGCGAAGCCUAAAUUUGUUUCCCUGACUGCAUCAAUUGUUGGAGAUGAAUCUCUGCUAAAUACUAUCGAGUAUUUACACUCUGCUGGAACUAUUGAUGACUUGAAGCCUGUGACUCAUCUCCUUGCUGUUGAUAUCACAUCAAGAAGAGGGAUUAAGCUACUUCAUGAGGGAAUACGUUACCUGAUGGGAGGUUCUGCGAAUGCUCGAGUGGGAUUAUUGUUUAAUUCGGAUUUUGAUUUUGAUUCGAAUAGUUUCAUCUUUAUGAAGACUUUUGAAAUCACAGUCUCUUCAUAUUGUCAUAAGAAGAAGGUUCUAACCUUUCUGGACCAAAUAUGCUCGUUAUAUGGCUCUCAAGAUUCUCAAAGCAGUCAAGCUCUUCUCGAUAAGAUUUCUGAACUUGCUGAUGCAAAUGGAAUAAAUUCUAAAGGACUUAUGUCCGCUCUUUCGGAAUUUUCGAUCGCAAAGUUUAGAAGUCAUCUAAAGAAGGUGGGUCAAUUUCUAUAUGGACAAGUGGGGCUUGAAAAAGGCAUUAAUGCAGUCAUUACUAAUGGAAGGGUGGUUCGUGUCCCAGAUGGUGUAACAUUUUUAAGCCAAGAUCUGCACCUUCUUGAAUCUGUAGAAUAUAAGCAAAGAAUAAAGCAUGUGGCUGACAUCAUUGAAGAGGUGACAUGGGAGAACGUCGAUCCAGACACGCUUAUGAGCAAGUUCAUGAGUGAUAUAAUAAUGUCUGUCACAUCUUCACUUUCUACACGGGAUCGAAGCUCUGAGAGUGCCCGGUUUGAAAUGCUGAGUUCAGAUUACAGUGCUGUUGUUAUUGGUAGUGAGAAUUCUACCAUUCAUAUAGAUGCUGUUAUUGAUCCUCUAAGCUCUUCUGGUCAAAAAGUAUCUUCACUUCUUCGGAUACUGUGGAAAUGCACUCAACCAAGCAUGAGGCUUGUGUUCAACCCAAUGAGUUCCCUUGUGGAUCUUCCACUGAAGAAUUACUACAGAUUUGUAACUCCUACAAUGGAAGAUUUCAGCAACCAUGACUUAACGGUUCAUGGCCCUAAAGCAUUUUUUGCGAAUAUGCCACUAUCGAAAACUCUAACCAUGAAUCUCGAUGUUCCUGAAUCAUGGCUUGUUGAACCAGUGAUUGCAGUUCAUGAUCUUGACAAUAUAUUGCUCGAGAACCUUGGUGACACAAGGACCCUGCAGGCGGUUUUUGAACUUGAAGCUCUUGUUCUUACCGGCCACUGUUCAGAGAAGGAUCAUGAACCUCCACGAGGCCUACAAAUGAUACUUGGAACUAAAAAUAAUCCCCAUUUGGUUGACACACUUGUGAUGGCCAAUUUGGGUUAUUGGCAAAUGAAAGUGUCACCCGGAGUUUGGUACCUUCAGCUAGCACCUGGUCGAAGCUCUGAUCUUUACACUCUGCAAGAUGGAUCAGAAAUGAGCCCAACAAAGCGCAUCACCAUAGACUACUUGCGAGGAAAACCCGUUCAUCUUGGAGUGGUGAAGAAAAAAGGAAAAGAACAUGAACAACUACUGAUUCCUUCUGAUGAUGAUUCUACAAGGAAACAAGAUGAGAAGGAUACCUGGAAUUCUAAUAUUUUGAAAUGGGCGUCUUCGCUUAUUGGUGGCAAUGUGCAGUCAAAGAACAGUGGAACCGCUAAAGUGGAUAAUAUAAACAGUGGGCGAAAGGGUAAAACAAUAAAUAUAUUCUCUAUUGCUUCUGGACACUUAUAUGAGCGUUUUCUGAAAAUCAUGAUUCUAAGUGUUCUGAAAAACACAGAACGCCCAGUGAAAUUCUGGUUUAUAAAGAAUUACCUUUCACCACAGUUUAAGGAUGUGAUUCCACAUAUGGCAGAAGAAUAUGGUUUCGAGUAUGAAUUGGUUACAUAUAAGUGGCCCAGUUGGUUGCAUAAACAGAAAGAAAAACAGCGAAUUAUUUGGGCAUAUAAAAUUCUCUUUCUUGAUGUCAUUUUCCCUCUUUCUCUCGAGAAGGUUAUAUUUGUUGACGCGGAUCAGAUUGUUAGAGCUGACAUGGGAGAACUUUAUGACAUGAAUUUGAAAGGAAGACCUCUUGCUUAUACCCCAUUUUGUGACAACAAUCGGGAUAUGGAUGGUUUCCGGUUUUGGAAGCAAGGCUUUUGGAAGGAACACUUACGAGGAAGACCGUAUCAUAUUAGUGCAUUGUAUGUAGUCGAUUUGAUCAAGUUUCGGGAAACUGCAGCUGGAGACAAUCUGAGGGUGUUCUAUGAAACACUUAGCAAAGAUCCAAACAGUCUCUCUAAUCUUGAUCAGGAUCUGCCGAACUACGCACAACACACUGUACCCAUCUUUUCUCUUCCACAAGAAUGGCUAUGGUGCGAGUCAUGGUGUGGCAACGCGACAAAAUCCCGUGCUAAAACCAUCGAUCUUUGCAACAAUCCAAUGACCAAGGAACCAAAACUUCAGGGUGCCAGAAGGAUCGUAACCGAGUGGCCAGAUCUUGAUCAGGAAGCAAGACAUUUCACCUCAAAAAUAUUAGGCGAAGCCGUGAGCCAGGUAGAGAAGGUUGUUAUCCCUGAGGCUCAACCACAAGUACCCGAAGAGGACCUAGAAACAAGAGCCGAGUUGUGAAUACUUAACCGAGAGGUGCUUACCUUAAAAGGUGUUUUGAAACAGUCAACCCGUCUCAUAAAGAAAGACAACAUUUGGUGGUCUUCAUGUUCUAACAGGACAUUCAGAUGAGAUUUCGUUUCUAAAUGCAGGAAUGAUUAUCUGUCACCCAGAAAUCUAAUUAAGAAUUUAGAUAUUAUUAGGUUACAAAAAACAAAAUUUGAUUAGUUUUGGUGACCAGUUUUGGCAUUGGAUUUAAUACCCAAAUGUAGAAUUGAAUGUAAGUCAUAUUUUAAUGUUCUAUGAUAGAAUAAAACAGCUUUAUUGAGGUUGUACUAA
This is a messenger RNA of Erigeron canadensis, 5373 nucleotides long. RefSeq names its product UDP-glucose:glycoprotein glucosyltransferase. Gene Ontology annotation, cellular component: endoplasmic reticulum. Gene Ontology annotation, molecular function: UDP-glucose:glycoprotein glucosyltransferase activity. The record is from RefSeq and is a predicted model, not a curated record. Bases 178 to 5055 code for a protein of 1625 amino acids. The transcript has 36 exons. NCBI's taxonomy places the organism in Eukaryota, Viridiplantae, Streptophyta, Magnoliopsida, Asterales, Asteraceae.